AUGCUUUUUGCUUCACGAAGCUUCUGUUGCCUUGGCAUUAGAAAAUACCAACUGCAAACAGAUUUGCUUUACAGAUCCAUCAAACAUUCAGCCUUUGGGACAAUGGCCUUCAGGCACAAAAACACAAGACGAAUUGAAGGCCUUGAUAGCAAUGUGUGGGUUGAAUUUACAAAGGUGGCAGCAGAUCCCUCAAUUGUUAACCUUGGUCAAGGCCUUCCUGAUAUAUCCCCUCCCAGCUAUGUUAAAGAAGAGCUGACAAAGGCAGCAGCGGUUGACAGACUGAACCAGUACACACGAGGCUUUGGACAUCCAUCGCUGGUGAAAGUCCUAUCUCAAGUGUACGAGAGAGUUUGUGGAAGAAAGAUUGAUCCUCUCACAGAUAUCCUGGUGACUGUAGGAGCUUAUGGAUCUCUCUUUAGUACAAUACAGGCAUUGAUUGAAGAGGGAGAUGAAGUAAUAAUAAUAGAGCCGUUUUAUGACUGUUAUGAACCAAUGGUAAAGAUGGCGGGUGCAAAGCCUGUUUUUAUCCCACUGAGAUACAAGAAUGAUGGAGCCUCCGCAUCUAGUGCUGAUUGGGUUUUAGAUCCCGCUGAACUUGCAAAUAAAUUUAAUUCCAAAACAAAAGCGAUUAUUCUGAAUACCCCGCACAACCCUAUGGGGAAGGUGUUUACCAGAGAAGAGCUCCAGGUAAUAGCUGAUCUCUGUAUCAAGCACGAUACCCUGUGCAUCAGUGAUGAGGUGUAUGAAUGGCUGGUGUACAAAGGAAAUAAACACAUUAAAAUAGCUACGUUGCCAGGUAUGUGGGAAAGAACAGUAACUAUAGGAAGUGCUGGAAAAACAUAUAGUGUAACUGGCUGGAAGCUUGGUUGGUCUAUUGGCCCUCAGAACCUGAUUAAGCAUUUGCAAGUUGUUCACCAAAAUACACUGUAUACUUGCCCAACCCCAUUACAGGAGGCUCUAGCACAAGCAUUUUGGAUAGACUAUAAACGCAUGGAUGACCCAGACUGCUAUUUUUACUCCCUGUCUCGAGAGCUGGAAAGCAAGCGUGAUCGAAUGGCUCAGCUACUUCAAGAAGCUGGACUAAAGCCUGUCAUUCCAGAUGGAGGAUACUUUAUGAUUGUUGAUGUUUCUACAUUAAAUGUGGAUCUCUCUGAUGUAGAUGAGAAACAACCUUAUGAUUACAAAUUUGUCAAAUGGAUGAUAGCAUCUAAGAAGCUGUCAGCAAUCCCCCUUUCAGCAUUCUGUGGUCCUGAGACAAAAAGGCAGUUUGAAAAAUACAUACGUUUUUGCUUCAUUAAGAAAGACAGCACACUAGAUGCAGCUGAAGUGAUCCUGAAGAACUGGAAUAAACAGACAGACUGAUCUUCUUAUUAACUCUUCCAUCCGGUAUAAUUAUCUAAUAGUAGUUAUUUUAUUGCAAAUUUAAUACAGUAAGAACUAAUAUGACAUUGUAAAUACUUUUGUGCUGCCACCUGCUGAGAAGUUAAAAUGAUUUACUGAAAUGUGUGUAAUGCAACCCAAAGGUUAUUUUCAGUCUUUUCAAAAUCAUUUACU
Eurypyga helias (sunbittern) is the source of this 1554-nucleotide messenger RNA. RefSeq names its product cysteine conjugate-beta lyase 2 (gene KYAT3). Bases 1 to 1362 code for a protein of 453 amino acids. Gene Ontology annotation, cellular component: cytoplasm; mitochondrion. NCBI's taxonomy places the organism in Eukaryota, Metazoa, Chordata, Aves, Eurypygiformes, Eurypygidae. The transcript has 13 exons. Gene Ontology annotation, molecular function: L-kynurenine:2-oxoglutarate transaminase activity; pyridoxal phosphate binding. Gene Ontology annotation, biological process: biosynthetic process. The record is from RefSeq and is a predicted model, not a curated record.